This is a messenger RNA of Closterium sp. Naga37s-1, 2142 nucleotides long. Lineage: Eukaryota; Viridiplantae; Streptophyta; Zygnematophyceae; Desmidiales; Closteriaceae. The record is from the annotation of a GenBank genome assembly.
AUGUUCGAUUCGGAGGCCAUCAUCGUCGACCCUUCACGCACGCAGCCGGAGGAGCAGGGGAAGGAUUACGUGGAUAUAUCCUUUGCAUCUCGCGAAGUGGAGCUCCUUCUGAGCGCGGAUGACCCUGACAGCUGGGAGAUCACUCCGUCCAUCUCUGCUCUCUACGAGCUGGCUGAAGAUCACCGCUGGAAGGCAGCUGUUGGUGCCAGUGCCAGGGAUUCCUCUCAUGACAUGGAUGGGAAUGCUGUUAGAAGCGGAGACGGAUUUAAGGCGUUUGAUGUGGGAGAUGAGCCAGUGGGUGGGGUGGGGGGAGGUUUUCCGUUCGGAGAUGAUAACGACGAUGGGUCUGUGGUGGAUUUUGGUGGUGGAGAUGAUGGGUGGAAUGAUGAUGGGUGUGGGUUCGCUGGCCCGCCGUUUGCUGGUGGUGGUGCUCCUGGGAUGAUCCCAGCUGGGGAUUCUGAUGGGGAGAACGGAUAUUCGGAUGUUGAUGAUGGAAUGGACGCUGCGGAUUGGCUGGCAGCUGGCAUGGGCAUGACGAGGCUCAAGGGGAGCAACGCGUGGGCUGGCCCUAAGCACUGGCACUUUGUUAAGUCCAAGGAGGAGGUACCUGCAGCAGCUCCAGAGGCGAAGGGGAGGAAGAAAAGGGCAGCAAAGUCGGAGCUUAUUGACUUCUCGGACCCUCAAAUCGACGAGUCCUUGUUUCAGGCCCCUAAAGCGCUGAAGGAAAUUCAGCUGACGAAGGCUGGUCGCAAGGUGGUCAAUACCUUGCUUCCGAAGGACUACCAUUAUGAUGGACGCAAGUUGGCUACGGUUUUUAUAAGCUCGGAUUGGAGCUUCUUGGCUCGGAAGGCCGGGGGGCGUGGUGGGGCGAAGCAUGGGUUUGCGGAUGGAGGAGGCAGAGAUGGGUUUGCAGCGGUUGACGGUGGUGAAGAUGGGUUUGAGAAUGACUGGGGAGGGGACGAGUGUGCUGAUCCGUUUGACUAUGGGGACGAUUUUGAUGGGCAAGGGGAUUCUGCAGAGGUCAAACCAGCAGAUGAUUUCAUGGAGGAUCUGGUUCCAAUGCCAAAGAAGGUGAGACUCCCUUCAGCACUGUCCUGCUCCUUUCUGCUGCCCAUGGUGGCGUUCCUAGCUCCCCACCCGCUCCUCUUCUCCACCCACGGGUCUUUUCUCCCUUCUCUUCACCUCUCCCCACGGGUCUUUUCUCCCUCCGCUUCACCUCUCCCCACGGAUCCUCCUUCACAGUCUUUUUUUCUUCUUUUUUUUUGUCAUUCAUUCAAAACUAAUCGCCUUACAUUCCUACUCCGACCCCCUUCCCCUCCUCCCCUCCUUCCCUGUCCCUCUUCCCCCCUCCCCCCACUUCCCCCCUUCCCCCCUCCCUUCCUCUCUUUCUCCGCCACAGCUGCAGCCAGAGCUCCCCCGGACCUCCCCGCGCGCUCCUCCCCCUGGGGCAUCUUCUCCCUCUUCUCCUCCCCCGCAUCUCCGCCAACGCCCCUAUCCGGGCAAGGGCCCAGGUCCGCGGGAGCUCCCCCCGGGUCAGCAGCUGGGGGAGCUCCCCGCCCCCCCCUGCUGUACCGCAUGCGAGGAGCGUUCAGUUUCCUGCUCGCCCUCAACCUCGGGCAUUUGGUUUGCCUGCUCGCGCUCAACCUCGUGCUGGGAGGUACGUUCUGGGCCUUCCUUUCCCCCUCCUUCCCCGUUCCCUUCCCCCCGUCCGUCCCCCCCUGCUGUACUGCCAUGCGCGGGGCGUUUGGGUUCCUGCUCGCCCUCAACCUCGUGCUGGGAGUUUCCUUCUCGCCCUCAACCUCGUGCUGGGAGGUUGAGGGCGCAUCCCCCCAGUGCCGCAUGCAAGGGGGAGGCACGUCCUUAAGUCUCCUUCCCUUUCUCUCCCUCCCUCCUUUUCCCUCUUCCUGCCCUUUCCCCAAGCCUUGCUGGAAGAUGCAAGAUUCCUUCCCUCUUUAUCUCCCCUCUUUCUCUCCCACUAUCCCUGCCCUUCCCCACUACCUACCCACUAGACUACAUGCUGUUCUGAGGAAAGGCCCUGCUGCCAAAUUCUCUUUCCUACCCUCUCAUCCCCUCUCCCUCGCUCCCCCUUCCUUGCCCUUCCCCCACCAGGCUACAUGCUGUUUAGAGGAAAAGCUCUUCUGA